This is a messenger RNA of Mercurialis annua (annual mercury), 2031 nucleotides long. RefSeq lists its product as uncharacterized. The coding region runs from base 61 to 1836 and encodes 591 amino acids. The record is from RefSeq and is a predicted model, not a curated record. The transcript has 3 exons. Lineage: Eukaryota; Viridiplantae; Streptophyta; Magnoliopsida; Malpighiales; Euphorbiaceae.
AUUUUAUUUAAUCUCAUGAUUUUCAUGAUACAAUAACACAUAAGAUUAUCAAUCAAUAUAAUGGCAGCUUCUACUGAUAAUGAAACGAAUCUGUGCGAUUUAAAGCAACUAGUUUCUUCAACGCUACACCAACUUUGCAGCUAUGCUUCCUCUGUUGCUUCACUCACCCUUCAAUGGAAAAACCUUGAAACUCAGCUCGAGUCAACUCAUCAGUCAUUCAUGGAGGAACAGAGGAAAGAAUUUGAACGGAUUGAGUUGGCGUCAAACGAGUUGAAAUCGGCUCAAAAAUCGUUUGAAUAUAAAUUGAAUGAACUCGGAAAGAGAGAGGAGCAAUUCGAUACCAUUGGUAAAGAGCUUGACUUAAAGCAGAAGCAAUUCGAGGCUGAUGUAGAAUGGUUAAAAAGAGAAAUCCAUGAUUUUAAUGUCAAAAUCUUUAAAUUUAAAAAUGGUGUUGAAGAAUUUGAUACCGGAACUAAACAGUUGGAAAAAAAAUCCCAAGAACUAGAAUUAAAAGAGAAACAACUCGAAGAGAAAUCGAGAGAAUUUGAAUUGAAAGAGAUACGACUCGAGGAAAGAUCCCGAAAGCUUGAAUUAAAACAAGGAAAUUGGAUCACCAAACCGCCGCGCCAGUACUGUACUCGAACAAUGCCUAGUGGCUGUUUUAAGGUGAUGCAUACUCACAAGAAAGCUCGCUGUAACAACUUUCUUGAACUUGCUAUUCCAAUAAAAUCGACUUUGCAUCCCAACUCCAAAGAAGAAAAUAAUCUCUCUCUCUAUAUAUAUCUCGCUAUUCACUUGAUUUUCUUAUCAAUCAAUACAAAGAAAAAACCAGUAAUGGCUGAUAAUCAAAUGAAUCUCUGUGAUUUAAAGCGACAAAUUCUUUCUUCAACUCUAGACCAACUUCACAGCCACGCUUCCUCUGUUGUCUCACUCACCCUUCAAUGGAAAACCCUCGAAACUCAGUUCCAGUCAACUCAGUCGACCAUCGAGGAGCGCGCUAAAGAAGUUUCGUCCAUGGAACAAUCCAUCUUAGAAGGUUUGGAAAAACUUAAAAAUCGAGAGAAGCUUGUUGAGUUGAUGGAAGAAUCGGUGAAUCGAAGGAAGAUGGAACUUGAUGAGAAAGACAAGGGUUUUGGUGUUGUAGGUCGAGAAUUAAAAAUUACAGUUCAAGAACAGAAGAAAGAGAUGGAACGGAUUGAGUUGAUGUCGAAAGAGUUGGAAGAAUCGCUUGGGUGUAGAUUGGAAGAGCUUGGAAGGAAAGAGGAGCAAUUCAAGUUGAUGACCGAUGCCAUUAGUAAAGAUCUUGACUUGAACCACAAGCAAUACAAGGUAGAUGUAGAAUGGUUACAAGGAGAAAUCAGUGAUCUUUCUGCCAGAAUCUUGAAUUUUAGAACUUGUGUUGAAGAAUUUGAUAUGGACACUGAACUGCUCAAAGAAAGAUCCCGAGAACUCAAUUUAAAAGAGGAACAACUCGAACAGAAAUCGACAGAACUCGAGAUCAAAGAUGAAGAAUACGAGAAAAAGUUUGAACUGAAAGAGAAACAACUUGAAGAAAAUUCCCGACAACUUGACUUAAAAGAGAAACAACUUGAAGAGAAAUCAAGAGAAUUCAAGAUCAAAGAUGAAGAAUACGAGAAAAGAUUGAAGGAACUGGAAUUAAAAGAGAAACAACUUAAAGAAAGAACCCAGAAACUUGAAUCAAAAGAGAGAAAUCUGAUCAUGAAACCACAACAAAGAAAGCGCCAGUAUCUUACUCGAGCAAUGCUUUUUGACUAUAAUAAGGUCACACAUGAUAGCCUGAGGGAUACAAACAAAAAAGCUCGCUAUAAUCAGUAACCUAUCGCAUCUAUGGCUUACCUAGUUAGUUUAAUUCGUGCAAACUUUAGUUUCAGAAACUAACUGCGUUACUUGUUGUCAAGCAUCGCUUUAGCAGAGCUCUUGAACUAGUUAUUCCGAUAAUAAAAUAACAGUUCCUUUGUUACUAGAGUUGUUUGCUAAUGAUAAAAUUAUGCAAUGAAUUUAUAUUUCAUA